UUUCUGUGUUUUGAAUAUAUCAAACUUGAUUUAUUUCUUUGAUAUUUCUUGAUAAAUAAUAUUGAUAACCUUUGACCUUCUAUCAGUAAAGAAAUUACAUUGUGUAUUUUUAUUAAUUUUUUUUCAUAGUAUAAAUGAUCGUGUCGCAACUAUAGUGACAAUGACCAAUACAAACGAACAAAAAAUAAAAAUAAUAGAUAAGAUAAUCAAUUAUAUAAAAGUUGGCAAAGGAACCACAAACAUCCUCUGUUUACCUGGUGCUUUAGGAACCAUUUGGAGCGAUUUCAAACCCCAAAUCGAAGGGUUAGACAAAAGCAAAUUCACUCUCAUAGUCUGGGACCCACCAGGCUAUGGCCAAAGUCGCCCCCCAGACCGGCAGUUUGGUACUAGCUUCUACGAGAAUGAUGCACAUUAUGCAUAUGAACUCAUGAAGAAACUGCAGAUCAAUAGGUUUUCUUUGCUGGGCUGGAGUGAUGGGGGAAUUUCUGCCAUUAUCAUGGCCUCCAAGUACCCGCAGAACGUAGAAAAGCUGGUUAUAUGGGGUGUCAACUCCUACAUCAUUCAACAAGAGAUAGAAUACUAUAACAGUAUGAGAGAUAUAAGUAGGUGGUCUGAAAAAAUUAAAGGUCCUCUUGUUGCCCUUUACACAGAAAAAGAACUUCAGAAAAUGUGGAGCAAAUGGUGCGAUACGGCUGAAGAGUUUUAUAACAAGGGUGGUAACAUUUGUAGCAAUUGGCUGAAGCUAAUCCAAUGUCCUACUUUAAUACUUCACGGUGACAAAGAUCCCAUGAUGUCGCCGGAGCAUCCAGAAUUUUUAUUUUGCAACAUAAAAGCAGUAAUGCUACACAGAUUUCCUGAAGGCAAGCACAAUGUUCAUUUGAGGUUUUCAGAAGAAUUCAAUAAGCUGGUCACAGAUUUUCUUCUACUUUGAAAACAUGUUUAUCAUAUCUGUGUCUUUCAAAAAAAUUUACAAAGAUUAACUGAAAAUAACAAUUUUAUUAAA
Leptinotarsa decemlineata (Colorado potato beetle) is the source of this 1003-nucleotide messenger RNA. Its product is annotated as valacyclovir hydrolase. Gene Ontology annotation, molecular function: serine hydrolase activity. The record is from RefSeq and is a predicted model, not a curated record. Lineage: Eukaryota; Metazoa; Arthropoda; Insecta; Coleoptera; Chrysomelidae.